CAACAGGUGAUGGCCAAGCUGUGUGGUAUUUCUCCUGACCUUCCAUCAUCCUUCCACAUUUAAUGCGGCUUGAACUGUCCUGAUUUUGAGGCCAUUCACACUGCACAACACAUUCAACGCAAACAGAAUACACCUCCAGCCCUGUACUCUUUUGACUUAUCACCACUUUCUCGUUCGCAAGGAGAUCCAAAAUCUAUAACCGCGAUAUCUUCUCUGGCAUUUAGUGGAGCUUGCAUCACAGAAGCCAAAGAAGGAAUUAAAAUGGGAAUCUUUCAAGGAAGAGCUCGUGGAACUCUACAUUUCCCGAGAUCUAUGUUGGAAACAGCUCAUGGGGAUAAUGGAGGAGCGACAUUCUUUCCUAGCCACAGAAAACAAUUCUGCCUUCGGAUCUUGUGACUUUCGAACUUCACCGACAUCCCUGGUUGUGAGCAUGCGUGAUAUUCGCUGUACGUACAGCGGUAUAUCCGAGAGCCUUUCUGCUCUGGAGUACGCCUGCAUCUGCGGAAACCUCAAAUUAGCGCACCUACUCAUCGACCUGGGCCACCCAAUUUGCGAAGCAUCGAGCGGCUGGAAAAGGAGUCUUCUCGUACUGGCCAUUUUAGGAUGGAACGAACGCAAAUCACGGGCUAAUCGCAGCAAGACACGACGCGUUUGGAAUAUGGAUUGCGAGUCUUGGACCUGUCAUACAAGUCACGAAACCCAGAAGCUGAUGGCAUUUCUCCAGGUCUUGAUUCGGUCGAAUGCGAAGAUACAGCCGCCAAGUCGAAUGCAGGAUGGCCGCGGUCCCGUCUCCCUCGCAGGAGAUCGUUCAAGCGAUCCCCUCAUCAUCGCGCUCAACGAGGGCCACACACCACCUUUAACAGCGGCAUCUCUGUAUCAUAAUACAGCCGCCGUCGAUGAGCUUCUAGUCUUUGGAGCAAAUAUACUUGACCGAUGUCAGGCCGGCCCCUCGGCCCUUGCAUUAUGCAUCUCGAACUUCUGGAACUAUCCGACACCGCAGGCGACGUCUUUUCCCAUAUCUUGGAUUCCUUACUAUGAUUCGGACCCCGACAUCGACGUUUGCGAGUCAGCCGUUCUGAAAAUCGCCACCCGCUACCUAAGCCAACCUUCUUCAUCUAGCAUCGAGAUCCAAACGCCUAACAAAGCUCUUCCUCUGGUGUGGAGCACGCCCAAUCCACUAUAA
Molecule: messenger RNA, 1183 nt
Organism: Podospora pseudopauciseta
Lineage: Eukaryota; Fungi; Ascomycota; Sordariomycetes; Sordariales; Podosporaceae
Exons: 2
Coding region: 329-1183 (284 amino acids)
Source: RefSeq, a predicted model, not a curated record